AUGAUAUACGUGGAGUGUAAUCUGUAUGAUGGCAUCGGGGAGCUAUCAGCCACAGCGCUACGGCUGGUUAAGACAACGCCAGGAGGUUCCGUUUUCUGGAGGACUGAGACUCAUCCCGAUCGCGAUGCCCCGUCAGCGGGUGGAGAGCUAAAUGUGUCCGUUAUGCCGGUCUUUGUUUUGUGGAACGGGGACCUUGAGAGCAUCAAGUACUCGACACAGCCUGUCGCUGUUGAGCUGGCUAGUUAA
Coccidioides immitis RS is the source of this 246-nucleotide messenger RNA. RefSeq lists its product as uncharacterized. The coding region runs from base 1 to 246 and encodes 81 amino acids. The transcript has 2 exons. Lineage: Eukaryota; Fungi; Ascomycota; Eurotiomycetes; Onygenales; Onygenaceae. The record is from RefSeq and is a predicted model, not a curated record.